AUGGAUGAGAUGAAGGCAAGAUUCAAGUUUAAUAUUGAAAUGUUGCAAUGUGCACAUUUCAUGAUGAACUAUCAUCGUUCACAAACUGAGAUGGUGGGGAAAAAAAUACCUACCUACAUAAUAAUUAAUGCUGAUGGAGAUGAUGUUGGCUGGUGUAGAAGCGAGAAAAUAUUACUUUAUGAUUUAUUCAGUUGUAAUUACAAUGAUGUAUCAGUAACCAUCAGGAGUGUAUUCAUAGCAUAUGAUGAGUACGCAGAUAUUUCGAUGACUUCCUGA
Molecule: messenger RNA, 276 nt
Organism: Clunio marinus
Lineage: Eukaryota; Metazoa; Arthropoda; Insecta; Diptera; Chironomidae
Source: the annotation of a GenBank genome assembly